UUUGAGAUCCUGGGCAAGGCUUACCGGCUGAAACCUCAGUGUCCUCCCCAGUAAAUCAGGGCUGAGGAUCAGAUGCAAUGAUGGAUGGGAAAGAGCUGAGUGGUCUGUAAAAAACAAACCAAAUGCUAGUGGUGCUUCCAAACCUGCAGCAUCUAGAGGGAGGCACCAUUGCCCACACCCACCAUAACUCACAUAGUCACUAGUUAUGGGACCUCCUAAGACAGAGCUAGCCAAGGAAGGAGUGGACCUAAUAAGGACGUGGGCCUUAGUGUAUGUGCAUUUGUUUUUGGCCAAGCCAGGAAGAGUUUUAGGGUGAUAAGUGCCUAGCCCGGGCCGGACUGACAGUGGACCCAGGGGAAUUGUUUUGUUUGUUUGUUUCAUUCCUUAUCUGGAGUGAGUCAUUGCCACUUGUCAAGGUGAAAUGGCAAAUCUGGGCUUCCCGUGGUUCCAAAAGUCAGUGACUAGAAAUCCACAAGCGAGCUAGUGGCUGAAGCUGGUUAAAGGACUGCCUUAGGUAUUCCAGAAGUGUUUAGAGAUCUCUUCCAUGGGGAAAGAGGAGAAGGUUUAUAAAUAAACUUCACAUGUGUCUUCAGCAUUCUUUUACAGAGGAGAUAAUCAUCGAACUUUGGUUAGGACCAAUUUAGUGUAUCUCUCUGCCCAUCUUGAGUUAGGAUGGGGAGAGGAGGAAAUAGGUUCUUUUGUCUUUUUCUGUCCUCUCCCUUUCCCCAUUUCCUUCCCCCCGUCCCCACUCACUCACAUGCACACACUAACCUUGAAGCCGAUGAAAUUGAGUGUCUGGCACUUGGGACCACAGAGAAAUGUCAGAGUGUUUGGUUACAGACUCAAGGAAACCUCUCAUUUUAGAGUGCUCAUUUGGUUUUAAGCAAAAUUUUGGACUGUGAAUCAAGGCAUUGGGUGAAGACAAAAUGACCUCGCUGGCUGACAGCUGUAUCCAGUUCACCCGCCAUGCCAGUGAUGUUCUUCUCAACCUUAAUCGCCUCCGGAGCCGCGACAUCUUGACUGAUGUUGUCAUAGUAGUGAGCCGUGAGCAGUUUAGAGCCCAUAAGACGGUUCUCAUGGCCUGCAGUGGCCUGUUCUACAGCAUCUUCACAGACCAGUUGAAAUGCAACCUUAGCGUGAUCAAUCUGGAUCCUGAGAUCAACCCCGAGGGGUUCUGCAUCCUCCUGGACUUCAUGUACACGUCACGGCUCAAUCUGCGGGAGGGCAACAUCAUGGCCGUGAUGGCCACAGCCAUGUACCUGCAGAUGGAGCAUGUUGUGGACACUUGCCGGAAGUUUAUCAAGGGCAGUGAAGCAGAGAUGGUUCCUGCCAUCAAACCUCCCCGUGAAGAGUUCCUGAACAGCCGGAUGCUGAUGCCCCAAGACAUCAUGGCCUAUCGGGGUCGUGAGGUGAUGGAGAACAGCCUGCCGCUGAGGAAUGCCCCCGGGUGUGAGAGCAGAGCCUUUCCCCCCAGCCUGUACAGUGGCCUGUCCACACCGCCAGCCUCUUAUCCCGUGUACAGCCACCUCCCCGUCAGCAGUUUCCUCUUCUCCGAUGAGGAGUUGCGCGAUGCCCGGAUGCCUGUGGCCAAUCCCUUCCCCAAGGAGCGGGCCCACCCCUGCGAUAGUGCCAGGCCAGUCCCUGGUGAGUACAGCCGGCCUGCCAUGGAGCUGUCCCACAGUGUAUGCCACAGCAACAUCUACUCGCCCAAAGAGGCAGCCCCAGAAGAGGCACGGAGUGACAUGCACUACAGCGUGGCCGAGGGCCCCAAGCCUGCUGCCCCCUUGGCCCGGAAUGCCCCAUACUUCCCCUGUGACAAGGCUGGCAAGGAGGAAGAGAGGCCUUCUUCAGAGGAUGAGAUUGCCCUGCAUUUCGAGCCCCCCAGUGCACCCCUGAACCGGAAGGGUCUGGUUAGUCCACAGAGCCCCCAGAAGUCCGACUGCCAGCCUAACUCGCCCACGGAGUCCUGCAGCAGCAAGAAUGCCUGCAUCCUCCAGACCUCUGGCUCCCCUCCAGCCAAGAGCCCCACUGACCCCAAAGCCUGCAACUGGAAGAAAUACAAGUUCAUCGUGCUCAACAGCCUCAACCAGAAUGCCAAACCAGAGGGGCCCGAGCAGGCUGAGCUGGGCCGCCUUUCCCCUCGAGCCUACACUGCACCACAGGCCUGCCAGCCGCCCAUGGAGCCCGAGAACCUUGACCUCCAGUCCCCAACUAAGCUCAGUGCCAACGGGGAGGACUCUACCAUCCCACAGGCCAGCCGGCUCAAUAACAUUGUCAACAGGUCCCUGACAGGCUCCCCCCGCAGCAGCAGCGAGAGCCACUCGCCACUCUACCUGCACCCCCCCAAGUGCACGUCCUGCGGCUCUCAGUCCCCGCAGCACGCGGAGAUGUGCCUCCACACCGCCGGCCCCACGUUCCCCGAGGAGAUGGGGGAGACCCAGUCUGAGUACUCGGAUUCUAGCUGUGAGAAUGGGGCCUUCUUCUGCAAUGAGUGUGAUUGCCGCUUCUCUGAGGAGGCCUCACUCAAGAGGCACACGCUGCAGACCCACAGUGACAAACCCUACAAGUGCGAUCGAUGCCAGGCCUCCUUCCGCUACAAAGGCAACCUCGCCAGCCACAAGACCGUCCACACGGGUGAGAAACCCUAUCGUUGUAAUAUCUGUGGGGCCCAGUUCAACCGGCCAGCCAAUCUGAAAACCCAUACUCGAAUUCACUCUGGAGAGAAGCCCUACAAAUGCGAAACCUGCGGAGCCAGAUUUGUACAGGUGGCCCACCUCCGUGCCCACGUGCUCAUCCACACUGGUGAGAAGCCCUAUCCCUGUGAAAUCUGUGGCACCCGUUUCCGGCACCUUCAGACUCUGAAGAGCCACCUGCGAAUCCACACGGGAGAGAAACCUUACCAUUGCGAGAAGUGUAACCUGCAUUUCCGUCACAAAAGCCAGCUGCGACUUCACUUGCGCCAGAAGCACGGCGCCAUCACCAACACCAAGGUGCAAUACCGCGUGUCCGCCACUGACCUGCCCCCGGAGCUCCCCAAAGCCUGCUGAAGCAUGGAGUGUUGAUGCUUUCCAUUCGAGCCCCUUCUCGGAAUCUACCCAAAGGAUACUGUAACACUUUACGAUGUUCAUCCCACGAUGUAGUGCCUCUUUCAUCCACUAGUGCAAAUCAUAGCUGGGGGUGGGGUGGGGGGAGGGGCGUGGGGACCGGGAGCCGAGGCAGCUCCCCUUCCCCCACUGCCAUAAAACAUUAAGAAAAUAAUAUUGCUUCUUCUCCUAUGUGUAAGGCGAACCAUGUCAGCAAAAAGCAAAAUCAUUUUCUAUAUCGAAGUUGGGGAGUAGGCAAAAGUUCUGACUUGACUUAGUCUGCAAAAUGAGGAAUGUAUAUGUUUUGUGGGAACAGAUGUUUCUUUUGUAUGUAAAUGUGCAUUCUUUUAAAAGAAGAGACUUAACGGUAUGUUAUCAAAGAGAGGGCUUUAAUUUUUUUAACCAAAGUUGAAGGAAUAUAUGGCAGAGUUGUAAAUAUAUAAAUAUAUAUAUAUAAUAAAUAUAUAUAAACCUAAAAAAGAUAUAUUAAAAAUAUAAAACUGCGUUAAAGGCUCGAUUUUGUAUCUGCAGGCAGACACGGAUCUGAGAAUCUUUAUUGAGAAAGAGCACUUAAGAGAAUAUUUUAAGUAUUGCAUCUGUAUAAGUAAGAAAAUAUUUUGUCUAAAAUGCCUCAGUGUAUUUGUAUUUUUUUGCAAGUGAAGGUUUACAAUUUACAAAGUGUGUAUUAAAAAAAAAAAAGAACAAAAAAAACUGCAGAAGGAAAAACGUGUAGUUUUGUUUUAGUUUUUGGUUUGUAUAUACCUGUACAACGUGUCCUACGGUGCCUUUUUUCAUGGAAGUUUUCAACGAUGGACGAGCGCGCCAUCCUUUUUUGAAGUGUAGGCAGACACAGGGACUUGAAGUUGUCACUAACUAAGCUCUCUUUGGGAAUGUUUGUCUCAUCACAUUCUGCGUCGUGCUUGUGUUAUAACUACUAUGGAGACAGGGUUUGGCUGUGUCUAAACUGCAUUACCGCCUUGUAAAAUAUAGCUGUAUAAAUACAAGAAUAAAAUGUUGAAAAGUCAAA
Ceratotherium simum simum (southern white rhinoceros) is the source of this 4110-nucleotide messenger RNA. It is a transcript of the gene BCL6, whose product is annotated as BCL6 transcription repressor. Gene Ontology annotation, biological process: regulation of transcription by RNA polymerase II. Gene Ontology annotation, molecular function: protein binding; DNA-binding transcription factor activity, RNA polymerase II-specific. The record is from RefSeq and is a predicted model, not a curated record. Lineage: Eukaryota; Metazoa; Chordata; Mammalia; Perissodactyla; Rhinocerotidae. Gene Ontology annotation, cellular component: nucleus.